CCAAGAUGCUGGUUGUCCUGCUCACAGCAGCUUUGCUGGUCCUGAGCUCAGCUCAGAGACAAGAUGAAGAGAUCACCUACGAAGACUCAAAUUCUCAGCUCCUAGAGAGGGGAGAGAAGAGCCAAGGAUAUGGUCAUCAUUUUCCAAAACCACCUCCUGGAGGAAUGCCCCCAAGACCUCCCAGUUCUGAUGAAAAUAAUGAUGGUGAUGAAGAUGGCAGUGAGGAAGAUGUGAAUAGACCAGAGGGACCACCACAGCACCCUCCUCACCCAGGACACCACCAUGGUCCUCCCCAACAGGGAGGCCCACAGGGUCCCCCUAGGCCGGGAAACCAACAAGGCCCACCCCCUCCAGGCCCACCCCCACAGGGAAGCCCCCAGCAGAGACCCCCUCAGCCUGGAAAACAACAAGGCCCACCACCACAGGGAGGUUCUCAGGGACCCCCUAUGCCUGUAAACCAACAAGGCCCACCCCCAAAGGGAGGCCCCCAGCAAAGACCCCCUCAGCCUGGAAACCAACAAGGCCCACCCCCACAGGGAGGCCCCCAGCAGAGACCCCCUCAGCCUGGAAACCAACAAGGCCCACCCCCACAGGGAGGCCCCCAGCAGAGACCACCUCAGCCUGGAAACCAACAAGGCCCACCUCUACAUGGAGGUCCUCAGAGACCCCCUCAGCCUGGAAACCAACAAGGUCCACCCCCACAGGGAGGCCCCCAGCAGAGACCUCCUCAGCCUGGAAACCAACAAGGCCCACACCCACAGGGAGGCCUACAGGGACCCCCUAGGCCUGGUAACCAACAAGGCCCACCUCCAAAGGGAGGUCCUCAGAGACCCCCUCAGCCUGGAUACCAACAAGGCCCACCCCCACAGGGAGGUCCUCAGGGACCCCCUAUGCCUGGAAACCAACAAGGCCCACCCCCACAGGGAGGCCUCCAGCAGAGACCUCCUCAGCCUGGAAACCCACAAGGCCCGCCCCCACAGGGAGGCCCCCAGGGACCCCCAAGACCUGGUAACCAACAAGGCCCACCUCCACAGGGAGGCCCCCAGCAGAGACCCCCUCAGCCUGGAAACCAACAAGGCCCACCUCCAAAGGGAGGUCCUCAGAGACCCCCUCAGCCUGGAUACCAACAAGGCCCACCCCCACAGGGAGGUCCUCAGGGACCCCCUAUGUCUGGAAACCAACAAGGCCCACCCCCACAGGGAGGCCUCCAGCAGAGACCUCCUCAGCCUGGAAACCCACAAGGCCCGUCCCCACAGGGAGGCCCCCAGGGACCCCCAAGACCUGGUAACCAACAAGGCCCACCUCCACAGGGAGGCCCCCAGCAGAGACCCCCUCAGCCUGGAAACCAACAAGGCCCACCCCAACAGGGAGGCCCUCAGGGACCUCCUAGGCCUGGAAACCAGCAAGGCCCACCCCCACAGGGAGGCCCUCAGAGACCUUCUCAGCCAGGAAACCAUCAAGGCCCACCCCAGCAUGGAAACAAAGAACAGCCAAAUUACCUGUGGUCACUUUUUGCAUAACCAUCUGUUUCCUUACCAGAGAGAAGGUGAACAGAAGACAGAUGACUUCAAUACCAUUCUUAUAGCAGAAUGAUGUCAAUAAAAUAUUUAGCAUACAAUAA
Mus musculus (house mouse) is the source of this 1621-nucleotide messenger RNA. It is a transcript of the gene Prb1a, whose product is annotated as proline-rich protein BstNI subfamily 1A. The record is from RefSeq and is marked provisional. Lineage: Eukaryota; Metazoa; Chordata; Mammalia; Rodentia; Muridae. Gene Ontology annotation, cellular component: extracellular region. Bases 6 to 1520 code for a protein of 504 amino acids. The transcript is spliced from 4 exons.